This is a messenger RNA of Cucurbita moschata (crookneck pumpkin), 1323 nucleotides long. Its product is annotated as probable mannitol dehydrogenase. The transcript is spliced from 5 exons. Gene Ontology annotation, biological process: lignin biosynthetic process. Bases 53 to 1129 code for a protein of 358 amino acids. Lineage: Eukaryota; Viridiplantae; Streptophyta; Magnoliopsida; Cucurbitales; Cucurbitaceae. Gene Ontology annotation, molecular function: cinnamyl-alcohol dehydrogenase activity; zinc ion binding. The record is from RefSeq and is a predicted model, not a curated record.
AGCCCCAAAAACACUGUAAAUCGAACUCUGGAAUCUCAAAUCCGACGCUAAAAUGGCGAAAUCUCCGGAAGAUGAACACCCAAACAAGGCUUUUGGAUGGGCUGCCCGAGAUACAUCCGGAUUACUCUCUCCAUUUCAUUUCUCUCGAAGAGAUAAUGGUGCUGAUGAUGUGAGUAUCAAAAUCCUUUACUGUGGGGUUUGCCAUUCUGAUCUGCACUUGCUCAAGAAUGAUUGGGGUAUCACAAAUUAUCCAUUAGUCCCAGGGCAUGAGAUUGUUGGUGUUGUGACCUCUGUUGGGAAUAAUGUGAAGAAAUUCAAAGCGGGCGAUCAAGUUGGGGUUGGUGUCAUAGUUGGAUCUUGCAAAAGUUGUGAGAAUUGUGAUCAGGACUUGGAGAGUUACUGCCCCAAGAUGAUAUAUACUUAUAACUCGCAUUCAUAUGAUGGAGUGAAGAAUUAUGGUGGUUAUUCUGAUAAGAUCGUCGUCGAUCAGCAUUUCGUGCUCCGAUUUCCCGACAACUUACCUCUUGAUGCUGGAGCUCCACUUCUUUGUGCUGGAAUCACAGUUUAUAGUCCUAUGAAAUACUAUGGCAUGACUGAAUCUGGUAAGCAUUUGGGGGUGGUUGGACUUGGUGGGCUUGGUCAUGUUGCUGUUAAGUUUGGUAAGGCAUUUGGGUUGAAAGUUACUGUCAUUAGUACCUCUCCAAGAAAGAAGGAGGAGGCCAUCGACAGGCUCGGUGCUGAUGCUUUUCUUGUUUCAAGUGAUCCCGAACAGUUGAAGGCUGCCAUGGGGACGAUGGAUUAUAUUAUCGACACUGUAUCCGCUAUCCAUGCUCUUGCUCCGUUGCUCAGCCUGCUAAAGCUGAAUGGAAAGUUGGUCACUGUGGGUUUGCCUAACAAGCCUCUAGAGCUGCCAGUUGUUUCUCUAGUUCUCGGCAGGAGGAUGGUUGGUGGUAGCAACUUUGGAGGGCUGAAAGAGACACAAGAGAUGUUGGAUUUCUGUGCUAAGAACAACAUCACUGCAGAUAUUGAACUCAUUCAGAUGGACGACAUUAACUCGGCCAUCGAAAGGCUUGCAAAAGCUGAUGUUCGAUAUCGGUUUGUGAUCGACAUCGGAAACUCCUUGAAAUAGAUGGUAAACUUCGGCUGCAUUGUCAUCCAAACCAAAAACGAAGCUGAUGGUUCUGGUGAAUAUAUGGUUUUUCUGUCACAUUUCUAAUGGUUCUGGUGCAUUGUCUUCCUUAUGCUAAUAAUAGUUUCUAUCGCUUCAUCUGUUACUGCUGGAACAAUUUUCUUGAAUGAGAAGCUUCGUUUGAAACGUCAUGA